UCCAACAGCCAUGUAAACAACACAAUGGAGAUGGCCGAGGAUUUGGCUGAUUACGUCCACAAAUUGAAGGUGUCAGACGACCUCUUCAAGGAUAUUAAGUUCUACGCGACAGGAAAAAUUCCAGAUGAGGUUUUAAAGCUGUUGACCGAUGGAGGAGCCAAGCAAGAUGCACACAUCACAGAUUUCAUGACCCAUCUUAUCACAGGAGAAGAUCCCAAUGAGAAUGAUGUGGGAGUUGUAAAAGAUAUAUACGAGAAACCUGUUGUUACACAGCGAUGGGUCAUACUUUCAGUCAAGUGUGGGAAGCAACUGCCGGUAGAAGGCUUCAACCCUGAGAACAAUCAAAUGUUUUCUGGUGUGAUUGCUAGUAUAUCAAAACUAGGAAAAGAAGAUGCUCUUGCAAUUUGGGCUAUGAUAACAUUUUCAGGAGGUCAGUUGAAACUUAAAUUCGACAACUCCUGCACUCAUCUUAUUAUUGGAAAACCAGAGGGGGCAAAGUAUAAAACAGCACUUGAAUAUGAAGACAAUCUCAGCAUUGUGACUCCUGACUGGGUGACUGAGUCAAUAGCAGAAGGGGAAAGAUUAGACGAGACAGAAUACCACCCAAGGCUGCUAAGACUGCCCAAAUCAGAUUUAAUGCAUACACCACAGCCCAGUAUAGUGAGAGAGCGAAAAAGGAAGGAUACAUCUCAUCAUCAGAAAAAUGAGGAGUUGAAGAAGAAGGAAGAACCAAAGAAAAAGGAGGUAGAAAAGAAGUCACUCUUUGAUACUUUACAAUUUAGUGAUGACGAGGAAGAAAGUACCAAAGGUAACUCUCUACUUGAUCAGCUGAAGACUCCCCAGUCUUGGAAACAGCCAAGUACCAAGCCAACAGUAACAACAAGAGCUUCAGCUAGUACUACUUUUGGCUCUCCAGUAGCUCAUGACAAGCCUAGAGCUCCUUUGACAGCACCAAUCUCCAUAACAAAUCCACCACAGACAGUAACAACUCGAUCAGUCACCCCUCAGCCCAGCCCAGCACCCAAGGCCAUUGCUCAGACCACAGCUGCAGGUUUGCGACAGGUAGCAACUCCACCAACCACAGAACUGGCUGACCAGUCAGAAUCUGAUGCAAAUCCAAUAAGACCAAUUUCAGCACAAGGACUACGUGCUGGACUUCAACAGACUACAGCAUCUUUAGGUCCUACCAUGAGCAUGGGACCAGCACAGACCCCCAAUACACGUUCCUCUGCACAGUUAGAGGCACCAUCUCAUGCAAACACAACAUCUGUGGCUCAGACAGCCCAAGGCAAUGUAGCUCGUGCAACUCCUCCAAUACCAUCACGUGUCACCCCACCAAAUACAUCUCGUGCUACUCCUCCUAACACUGCCCGUGCUACACCACCUAACAAUGCUCUUAGAGUUACACCACCUAAUGCCUCUCGUGCAACCCCACCUAGUACCUCAAGAGCUACCCCACCAAACACUUCAAGAGAGACUCCUCCAGCACGCACCACCCCAACACCCCCUAUGUCUUCUCGUGCAACUCCCCCUUCCACCACUCAUACACCAUCACCAGUUACCUCUCGUGCAACACCACCAUCCACAGCUAGAGCAACUCCUCCUGUGAUUUCAAGAGGGAAUCCUCCUGUGGUUGGGCCUGUUGGGCCCAGAGUUCCUGCAAUGCCACUAACAGUGACUAACCCAGGUGUUCGAGCUCCAGGAGCAGUGUCACAAGUGGCUCCAGGGGAAAUUCCAAUACCUAACAUGCCACAACAGGUUCAUACCGUUGCUAUCCCAGGGGCAGUUGUUAGACUUCCACAAGGAGUUACCCCACGCAAGUUACAGAUGAUGACUCCAACAGAACGGCACUCUUUCCUGCAAAACCUCCAUCAAAAACAAUUACAGGAACAGCAGUCUAGGGGAAAACCUCGUGCUGGAAAGCCUCCUGGUCCACAGACUAAAUUUCUGUUACAGUAUAAACAGGGUGUAAGGUAUGCUGCAACUGGUAUCCAUACACCAGGUACCCCAGCAACACCUGGCACACAAGUUUCCUCAUGGCCUGGCACAGGUCAGGGAACACCAGUUGUAAGACCAGCAAUGGCUGGCAGUGGCCCAGGAACUAUAGCUGUUUCUUAUCAAUCUGGGCAGGUGCAAGGGCAGACUCCUGGAGCUCCUCAGGUUGUUACAGCAGUUACCCCAGGUGAAGGUGUGCGACCAGGAUGGCCUGGACCAGGACAACAGCAAUACCCAGGAGGUCAGCCACAACCAGGUACAAGAGUUGUUGUAGGUCAAACAAGUUGGCAACAGCAGCAGCAACAACCAGGUAUUCGUGCUCAGGCUCCAGCUACUCCAGGACAACAGCCAACCUCUCAGACAUUGUUGCCACAACAUGUACAACAAUUACAACUGCAGAUUCAGCAGUUAUGCCAGCAGUUCCCUCAUCUUACACAGCAAGAUGCUUCACAGUUAAUCCCUCGCAUUCCAGCUCAUUACCGUCAGAUUCAGCAGUUAGAUAAUGCUCAGCGAAGUGAGUAUUUAGCACAGCUAGAACCCAAAGAGAAGCAAGUUGUUACUUAUUUCUUUCUAAGAAAGCAGCAGCAGCAGUUAUUCCAACGCCAUCAACUGCUACAGCAGCAGCAACAACAACAACAACAGCAGCAGCAACAACAGCAACAGCAACAGCAACAACAACAACAGCAGCAGAUACAGAAAGUAGGUACUCCUCAGCAGUCUCCUCAUAACUGGCAACAACAACCACAACAGCCAGGGCAGCAGCCUGCCCCACAAGCAGCUGUUCAGGGUGGUCAGUAUCCACCCAUGUCACCCCAUGGAAGGCCACUACCAGGACGUCCAAUGCCUCAAGGUUAUCCAGGAUGUCAACCUGGUGGUGUAGUAUCACCAGGUCAAGGGUCACCUCAUAUGGUACCUGGAGGCCAGCUGACUCCACAACAACAACUUACGCCACAUGUUUCACCACUGGCAUCUCCUCAUGGACAUUCACCUAUUCAUAGGGGAGAUGGAACUCUUAUGGGUCAUCCAGGAGCUAUUCAGGGAUCCCCAGUGCCACAGAACCUUGUGAAUCAACAGAACUUGGUUAAUCCAAAGACAAAGACUGCUUUGGCUAUUCAUCUAACUAACAGAGGAGUGAUAUCACAAGGCCCACAAGGGCCCAUUGAGGUUCCACCACAUGUAGUACAGAAGCCUGGCAUACCACAAGAAGCUGUUCAAGGUCCAGGAGGAGAGCCUGUAAUGCUGUACCAACGUAGAGCACUUGGAAAUAUUACGGGAUCAGUGACAAACAACUUAGUACGUCCUCCAGCCCAAGGUGCUCCAGUUGGUAUUGUUGGAGCCCAUGGGUAUCCCAGGCCAGCUCCUCCUCCUCAUCCUGCUGCAGCUACCCCACCUAUGGCGCCAACUACUUCACAUUAUCCUCGGCCUCAUCUUGUUGGACAUGAUAUCAACAUCAUGUUACCACGUGAGCUCUGCCUGGUUGGAUGUGUCUUCUACAUUGCUGACUACCAUGGAGAAGUAACAGUGGAGACACUGCAUGCCUGGAAGAGGGUCAUUCAACAGCAUGCUGGAGAGGUUGUUCCGAUCUAUGACUCUGCACGGGUUACUCACCUUCUCUGCAAACACCAGAAGUCACCAGUGUUUAUGCAAGCAGUGCGUGAAAAUAAACGCUGCAUUACCAUAUUUUGGCUGAAUGAUGUUCUUCUCAGAGGAAAAAUGGCUCCUCCAUGGCAGGCUAUACACCUCCCUACUCCAUUUGGAAAUGAUAACAAGCCUUGCAAAGAUCUCAUCGUUAGUGUCAGUGGAUUUGAGAAUGAAGAAAGAACCAUCAUCAAGUUAAUGCUACAAUUGGUAGGGGCCAAAUAUACAGGUUAUUUUUCAAAACAUAACAGCCUGCUGAUCUGCAAGAGGUUGGAAGGAGCAAAGGUAGCCAAAGCAAAAGAAUGGAAGCGUCCUGUCGUGAAUGGUGUGUGGCUAAGCGAGGUGUUGUUAGGGCAAAACACACCUCCACUAGUCUACCAUGGGACACGUUAUCAGCAUUACUUGGAUGAUCCUCUCCGCAUAGAUCCUUCACUCGCAUCUCAUCUUUUUAAUGCCUGGAAAUACCACAUAAGUGUUUCUAAAGAAUCUGUUGAAAAGGCCAAGGCAAUGAGGGAAAUGGCAUUAAGAAAGAGAAAAACAGAGGCAGAUGGGGACCAAGAGAACAAACGUGCUUGUCUUGAGCCACCUCCAGCUCCACAUCUAGGAUCCACUCCUUCCCAAACUCCAACACAACCCACAGCACCUUCCCAGUUACCCAGCACACCCACUGGUGGCCCACCUCAAACAUCCUUACCCUCCAUUAGUGGCUUUGGAGGCCCACUGACUAUAAUUAACAAAGAACUCCCUCCAGAACAACACAGACCUCGCAUUUUGUUAUCAAGUAUAAAAAAUAAGGAAGAAAUUGAAAGGAAAUUGCUUGAAUUAGGUGGUUACUUGGCUAAGACAAGCAUUGAAGCCACUCAUUUAGUUAUGGGGAUAGGCACUGCUCAGAGAACUGUAAAAUUUAUGUGUGCAAUAUCUUGCUGUAAAUAUGUAUUGACUCUGCAGUGGAUCUUGGAUUCCCAUGCAGAAGCAAAAUUCUUACCGGAAGAAAAAUACAUUGUGGAGAUGCCAGAAUAUGAGCGUGUUUUCCAGUUCAGCCUGAAAUCCACCUUGAUGAAGCCAAAUAGACGACACCUAUUUUCAGGAAAGACUUUUUAUCUAACUCCUUCAGUUAUCCCGGGUAGAACCUGGUUACGGGAAAUUAUUGAGUGUGCAGGUGGAACUGUGGAGAGUAAAAGGCGCACACUAAAGGAAAUUAAAGAAAGAAAUAAGGAUGGUGCUCAUCAGUAUUUGACUAUUGCUACAAUAGCUGAUAGUCAUCUGGUGCGUGAUCUUCUACAAGAAGAGAUGCCUGUGUUUAAUGCUGAAUUCGUCCUUGGAUCAAUCUUAAAGCAACAGAUUGAUGUAAAAAUGGCACUCUAUGUCGAUGAAGAAUAGGUAAAAUAGCAAAUCCAUGAAAAAGGAUGAUACGCAAUAUAAAGAAUUGACAUUAAGGCUUUGUUUUGAUAAUUGUAUACUGUAUUAAUGAAUACAGGAAAGCUGCAUUGAACAUUAAUUUCAAGUGUUGACUUUUAACCCAUUGGUGCUAUGUAACUGCACUAUCCAUUGUAGUUUCGUUAGUGAAUUCUCUUUACACAUACCUAGUUCUACAAGUGCUUGCUCACUAAGGAGUCUGUUUAUACCUUUCUUCACCUAAUUGGUGUUGUUUUGUUCAUCUUUUGUUAUGAUUGACAUUUCAUAUCAUUUUUAUUAUUCUUUUUAUUGACAUUAUAGUUAUUAUGAUGUUAUUAUUGACAAUACUAGUAGUAUUAUUCUUCAGUUUUCAAGGGUAAGAAUAACCAAGUGAGGUUAGAUAGGAAAAGUUAUUGACUCCUUCAUAACUAAGCAUUUCUAGAGCCAUCUAUAUGUAAGCAAAAUUAAACUAAAAUCUCAGUGGAUGUGACAUGUCUAUGUACAUGACCUCCUGGCAUCAACAGGUUAAUUGGCAUUGUUAUAAAAACAGAAUAGUAUAGGAUAGAAAGUCAUAAAAGAUUGCUGACUACUAGUUAUGAGUGCUAUUUUUAGUGGAAUAUGUUUUAUUUAAUUAACUGCUGCAAAUGGAAUUGUAUUGUUACAGGUAACUUCAGUCUUUGUUUGUACAUAUUAUUUAGGCAAAGACAUAUGGUUUUCCUAGGAAUUUUUAUGUACUUCUGAUUUAUAGUUGAAUAUGAGAUGGAGAACUUGAUAGGGAGUUCAGAGUAAAAGUGCCAGCACUGCCAAAAUUAUUUUGUUGCUAUUGUAUAUUUUAUUUUUUAUCUUUGCAGGUUAUAGCAAGAUUGUCCUGCUUUGAAUAUAGAUUUUUCCUAUUUCUAUGUAGGAAUACUUCAUUUUUCUUUUCUUUUCUUUAUUUAGUUGUUAUUAGUUUUAAGCAGUCUGCUAUCUCAUCACAUUAAUUCAUGUAUUAUCUAACAUUAUAUUGGAUUUAUCAGCUUAUUUCCCCUUAUUAAUUCAUAAUGCAUUACUCAAGUGAUGACAGAUGACUUUUUGACUGGGAUUUUGUUUUUCGGUUUUAGAAAAAGAAAUUAUCAUAUUUAAAAAUUUCAAAUAGUGAAAUUUGUAAGAAUGACAGGUAUGUGACAUUGCUAAUUUUUCAUAAUUUCAAGAGUACUUGCUAUAUCAUACUGCAGUUGUAAUAAUGGAUGUGAUUGAAUGGCAAUGGAACUUGAGUAGCUCAGUGAAACAACUGAAUAAUUAUAAUGUAAUGGUGAUAGGUUAAUGUAUGGAAAAAUAAAGUAUUUUAAUGACACCACUUUAAGAAGGAAUAUUUUUUAUGAAUUGUGUAAUAAAAUUUGAAGAUAA
Molecule: messenger RNA, 6414 nt
Organism: Penaeus chinensis
Lineage: Eukaryota; Metazoa; Arthropoda; Malacostraca; Decapoda; Penaeidae
Product: PAX-interacting protein 1-like
Exons: 19
Coding region: 25-5013 (1662 amino acids)
Cellular component (GO): MLL3/4 complex
Source: RefSeq, a predicted model, not a curated record